Messenger RNA from Manis javanica (Malayan pangolin), 2003 nucleotides. It is a transcript of the gene MPP1, whose product is annotated as MAGUK p55 scaffold protein 1. The record is from RefSeq and is a predicted model, not a curated record. Gene Ontology annotation, molecular function: protein binding. Lineage: Eukaryota; Metazoa; Chordata; Mammalia; Pholidota; Manidae.
AGCAGCGCGCCGCGUCCCCGCCGCCUCCGCCGCCCUGCAGGCCGCCGGCGCUCGCAGUUCCGGCUCCGCUCGCCGCGAGUCUGUGUGCCCGCGGCCCGCGGCCCGGUUUCUGGCCGAUGACGCUCAAGGCGAGCGAGGGCGAGGCAGGAGGCAGCAUGCGCACGGCGCUCUCCGACCUCUACCUGGAGCACUUGCUGCAGAAGCGCAUCCGGCCCGAGGCAGUGUCGCACCAGUUGAAUGCCAUGACUGAGGACAUGUACACCAAUGGGUCUGCCACCCCGGGUAGCCCUGUCCAUGCCAAGGGGCAGGAGGUGCGGAAGGUGCGACUCAUACAGUUCGAGAAGGUCACAGAGGAGCCCAUGGGAAUCACUCUGAAGCUGAAUGAAAAUCAGUCAUGUACGGUGGCAAGAAUUCUUCAUGGUGGCAUGAUUCAUAGACAAGGCUCCCUUCACGUCGGGGAUGAGAUCCUAGAAAUCAAUGGCACAAAUGUGACCAAUCACUCGGUAGAUCAGCUGCAGAAGGCGAUGAAAGAAACCAAAGGAAUGAUCUCGUUAAAAGUAAUCCCCAACCAGCAAAAUCGUCUUCCUGCAUUGCAGAUGUUCAUGAGAGCUCAGUUUGACUAUGAUCCCAAAAAGGACAACCUGAUCCCUUGCAAGGAGGCGGGACUGAAGUUUAUUACUGGAGACAUUAUCAAAAUCAUCAACAAGGAUGACAGUAACUGGUGGCAGGGGCGGGUGGAAGGCUCCUCCAAGGAGUCAGCAGGAUUGAUCCCUUCUCCUGAGCUGCAGGAGUGGCGUGUGGCAAGUGCGGCUCAGUCUGCUCCCAGGGAAGCCCCGAGCUGCAGUCCCUUCGGGAAGAAGAAGAAGUGUAAAGACAAGUACCUGGCCAAGCAUAGCUCGAUUUUUGACCAGUUGGACGUUGUUUCCUACGAGGAAGUGGUUCGGCUCCCUGCGUUCAAGAGGAAGACCCUGGUGCUGAUCGGAGCCAGUGGGGUGGGUCGCAGCCACAUUAAGAAUGCCCUGCUCAGCCAGAGCCCGGAGAAGUUUGCAUACCCUGCCCCGUAUACAACACGGCCACCUAGGAAGAGUGAGGAAGACGGGAAGGAGUACCACUUCAUCUCCACAGAGGAGAUGACAAGGAGCAUCUCUGCCAACGAGUUCUUGGAGUUUGGCAGCUACCAAGGCAACAUGUUUGGCACCAAAUUUGAAACAGUGCACCAGAUUCAUAAUCAGGACAAGAUUGCCAUCCUUGACAUUGAGCCCCAGACCCUGAAGAUUGUUCGGACAGCAGAACUUUCACCUUUCAUUGUGUUUAUUGCACCCACUGACCAGGGCAGUCAGACGGAAGCUCUGCAGCAGUUGCAAAGGGACUCAGAAGCCAUCUGCGGCCAGUACGCUCACUACUUUGACUUCUCACUGGUCAAUAAUGGCGUUGAUGAAACCCUUAAGAAAUUGCAAGAAGCCUUUGACCAGGCGUGCAGUUCUCCACAGUGGGUGCCUGUCUCCUGGGUUUACUAAGCUUGCAGAACAGGGUAGGGCAGACUACCAUAUGCCCUCCCCUGCGUUCGGAACUCCAUUCCCCUUUAAGACAAACAGGGAUACUUCAGCCACUUUUGUGUCAGCCUUCAGCUCUCUGCUACUAUCCUAAUUAAGCCAGUGGGUGUCAGUCUUACUCAAGUUCCUGAAGGUCUGGGCUCUGAUUUUCUUGAUAAAUGGGGUCUCAGUUUGAUUUCAAAAGGAUCUCUGUAAAUUGGGGCCAGAAGUGCUAUCCAAAUGCAGCUGCUAAUCAGAGAUGGUACACAUGUGAAGGAAAAACAAUGGACCCUGUCCCCUUAAAGCCCACACUCACUCACCUCCAGUUACACUGGGUAUUUUACUUGUCUUUACUUUGAAGCUUUUAACUGCAACUCUUUAAAAUGUGAGAACGAAACAUCUGUGCAAUAGGAUGAUGCCUGCUUUAGGGAAACUCUCAGAAGCAAUAAAAGUGUUGCUGUUAAAAUGCCA